This is a messenger RNA of Candoia aspera, 3266 nucleotides long. RefSeq names its product ELAV like RNA binding protein 3 (gene ELAVL3). Gene Ontology annotation, cellular component: ribonucleoprotein complex. Lineage: Eukaryota; Metazoa; Chordata; Lepidosauria; Squamata; Candoiidae. The transcript has 6 exons. Bases 16 to 1095 code for a protein of 359 amino acids. Gene Ontology annotation, molecular function: RNA binding. The record is from RefSeq and is a predicted model, not a curated record.
CAGAUAAUCAGCACAAUGGAGACCCAGGUGUCCAAUGGCCCCACAAGCAACAGUUCCCUCCCCAAUGGGCCACUGAUCAGUGCCAAUGGGGCCACUGAUGAUUCCAAAACUAACCUCAUAGUCAACUAUUUGCCCCAGAACAUGACACAAGAGGAAUUCAAGAGUCUCUUUGGAAGCAUUGGAGAGAUUGAAUCAUGCAAACUGGUUCGAGACAAAAUCACAGGGCAGAGUUUAGGCUACGGCUUUGUCAACUAUGUUGAUUCCAAUGAUGCUGACAAAGCGAUCAACACCUUGAAUGGGCUCAAACUACAGACAAAAACAAUCAAGGUGUCCUACGCACGGCCGAGCUCCGCUUCUAUCCGUGAUGCCAAUCUCUAUGUCAGUGGCCUGCCCAAGACCAUGAGCCAAAAAGAGAUGGAGCAGCUCUUCUCACAGUAUGGACGCAUCAUCACCUCCCGUAUCCUUGUGGAUCAGGUCACAGGUGUGUCUAGAGGCGUGGGAUUCAUCCGCUUUGACAAGAGGAUAGAAGCUGAGGAAGCCAUCAAGGGGCUGAACGGGCAGAAACCACUGGGUGCUAGUGAGCCCAUCACAGUCAAGUUUGCCAAUAACCCCAGCCAGAAGACAGGGCAAGCAUUACUCACACACCUGUAUCAGACCACAGCCCGGCGGUACACAGGGCCUUUGCACCACCAGACUCAGCGAUUCAGGCUCGACAAUUUGCUAAACAUGGCAUACGGCGUCAAGAGUCCUCUCUCCUUGAUCUCCAGGUUCUCUCCUAUCACGAUCGACAGCAUGACCAGCCUGGCGGGAGUCAAUCUGACCGGGGCCUCCAGUGCUGGCUGGUGCAUCUUUGUGUACAACCUCUCUCCAGAGGCAGAUGAGAGCGUCCUCUGGCAGCUCUUUGGGCCCUUUGGAGCUGUCACCAACGUCAAAGUAAUCCGCGACUUCACCACCAACAAGUGCAAAGGCUUUGGCUUUGUCACCAUGACCAACUAUGAUGAAGCAGCCAUGGCCAUCGCCAGCCUCAAUGGCUACCGACUGGGUGACCGAAUCCUCCAGGUUUCCUUCAAGACCAGUAAGCAACACAAGGCAUGAGUGAGCAAAUGUGCCUGAGAGAUGGGGGGAGGGGGGAGCCACAGUGUGCUGGAAACAGCCCUCUUCCCCAACUCGCCACAAGAACAGAAAUGUUCAUUGACUCAAAUGUUGCAGAAUAUUCAACCGCCAGACACCGUGAUCUUUGGGAAGCAGGAGGCUCCUCCCCCUCCUUCUCCCCAUGCCCGACAGCCCAGCGGGAAGCACGGAUGCAGCAACUUGUCAGCCACUUCUUGAAAAUCAAACCUGCUCUGACAGCAUGCAGGGGUGACAUCUGCUCAGAAUAGGACACCUUUCUUGUUUCUAUGCUUGGUGACCCCUCCCCCUUUCAAGGCUUUCUUAACAUACAUGCCCAGGUCUGAAGCUUUCUCCAGUUGUCCAUAUGUCUUUCCCUCUAUGAAUUCUACACCUGGAUGGUUCCUUUGGUGGACAGUUUUUCUGACCCUGGAGGAUGAAAAAAAGCACUCCCUGUAAGGUGUGAUAGAAUUGCCCCCACCACGUUAAAACAUUGUGGACCAACAAAUCCAAGAAGGUCAUGACUGUUACUCUGAGCUAGCCUAGGGGGAGGAAUUAAAAAAGAUUCAGCUCACCACCUUUGUUCUCUUAUGAUGCAAAAAGAAAGAAAGAAAGAAAGAGAAAGAAAGAAAGAAAAAGAACAAAUGUGGUUGGAGGAGAAUGCUCUCAUCUCAUCUGUUGGUCUAACAUGUUAGUGAUACAGGUUCUUAAUCCCACUAUUUUGCUUGGCCCCUAACUAGAAUGAUGCCAUAUUUGGGAAUUAAAUCUAACCCUGUAUGUCUGAAAUGAGGAUACUUCCUGUUUGAUUCCAGAGAAAACUCAUUCCCUGGGAAAAGAAGAUCCAUUUUACACUUGUAUUUUCUAAAAUUUGCUGAUCAGGUUUGAGUAUUUGCUUAUUUCUUUAACUACUUUAGAUUGAAAUGAACGUUUGGGCCAGAGUGAUGUAAAAAAAAGGGCAGCCAAGAAUUUGGCACAAAGUCCAAGAUUUCUAGAGUCUUUAUGGCUUUUAAUCAGGUUGUAAGGACUAGAUAAGUUUCUACGGGUCAGAAAUACGGACUUGCUAUUUGAGAGUUUAAGUGGCAGUAAAUUAAAUGUUUUAUUUUUCUUCUUCCCCAACAUGAAAUGUUUUCCUUUUCUUGUAAACUGAUCUCUAAUGAAGAAUUUGUAGAACCAAGCACAGGGGAAGGAAAUCAACCUCAGAGUUGUGUUCAUUGACAACAGAAUAGAUUGAAAGGUGUUUGGGACAAAAGGGAAGAUGGUUUAGUAUGGCUGAACUGAUGGGGGGGUCUUCCUUUCUCUUUUUAAAUCAAACAAAUGACCAAACAAGGGGAAAAUAAUAAAUUUUAAAAGGUGAAACUGAAACAAAAAAGAAAACCCAACAAAAAUUUUAAAAGAUUUUACAAAUCUAUUUUUAUAAAAAAGGAAAAGAGACCUUGCUGGAAAUUUUUACUGGGAUUCUUGAACUUCAUACACAGUCACUAAUAACAAAUUCCAAAGGGGGGAAACAAACAAGCCACUAAGUGCGAUUGCUGUGCAUGGUCCAAUCAUUCCUUCCAUUGGGCCUUUUCAGACAAUUAACAAAGAUACCACACACCUACCAAGAUUGCUAGGAAAUCUUAGGCAUCACCUGAUGUGUCCCCAUGCACUGAAUUAGGAUAGGGGUGUUAGUAUUGCUGUAAACUGUGUUGUGGGCAGAGGGUGGGGACAGGAUAGCCAAGGACUGUUGGCUUUUCCAGUUGAAGCUGGAAAGGGUCCAUCCUAAAACCGGCAUCUUCCUCUUGGUCCAUUUCACCCAGCUUAGUGAAAAGGUAGGGCAGCUCAGAGGUGGGGCUGAGCUGGCUUUUCUAUGUAGGACAUCUGAGAUCAACAUGGAGUGGGUCAGUGUCCCAUGGUUCGCAGGGGAGCACGCAGCACCUGAGACACUUUAAAAAGUUAAAAAUAAAAAGGAAAUAAUUAGCAGCAGAGAGAUGGAGAUCAGAGAAAAAUCAGGUUCUUCGACAGAGAUGUCACGGGCACAACCUCAGGAAAGGCAGCUGUCUACCUGCACACAUACUUUCUCAACAGUAAUGGGCAGGUGCUGAGACAAGGCAUUUUCCCCAAACAGGAGCAUUGCAAGAAGGGGUCUACACUAUUUAAGACAACUGAGCAUCAAGUGCAUG